GCUGUUUGAAAAUUUUUCUCAAAUUUGUUUGAUUUCAUGAAACCCUCUUUCGAUUUCACUUUGUAUUCCUCAGGGAAAGGAAUUCUCCCGUAAACUGUAUUGUGAUGAUCAGUUUGUUACCUUCAUUAUCUCCCAUUUCGAAAUUUGUUCUUUCUCUGCAAAAGAGAAUACCAGAGUAAAGUACUACUGUAAUCAGCCAUCUUCAGCGAUUAUUCUUAUUAGGGUUUGGAGGUGUAAUAGCAAUAUAGCAUUGCCAUUGGAAUUUGGAAGGAUGGUUGAAUAUUCAGAUGAUGAAACAGAGAUUAUGCAUGCUGUUUCCAACUAUGAUUUUGUUGAUCAGUUGAAAUACUCCAUUUCAUUUUCGGAAUUACCAGUUAGAUGGAAUGACAUGGAGAGGCUUGAUGGACAGCGUAAACUUAUAUUCUUGCACGGGUCUGGUGAUGAUGGGCUUCAAACAAUUUAUAAGCAGGUCCUAGAGUGGAAGUUCAAUAUAUCUGAUGGAAUACCAGAGAUAUCAGUUCUCUCAAAGGGAAAUCGUUGGAUCUUGCUUCAAAAGCCUAGAAAGUCUUAUGAGAGGAUAAUCAGGACUAUCUUGAUUACUGUUCACUGCUUAUGCUUGAUGAAGAAUGAUCCUGAAUUAUCCAGGAAAGCCCUUUGGGGGCAGUUAUCUAGGGUAUUCAGCUCCUAUGAUCCAAGGCCAUCAGAGAAUGAUUUGGUAGAUCACAUAGCUCUAAUUGGUGAAGCUGUUAGAAGAGACAAAACUUUAUCCAAAUCUGCGUUUCUGAUUAAGUUUCUUGAGGAGAAGCCUCUAAAGAAGAAAUUGGAUUUGGUUGAUCAGGACUUUCGGACCAUGGCAAGGCCUGAAUUCAUUGUUGAUGAUCAUAUAGAAGAAAAUGAUGAAGAAGAAGGGUCUGAUGACGAUGAUGCCUUGUUUGAUACUGUCUGUUCCAUUUGUGACAAUGGAGGUGAACUUUUGUGUUGUGAUGGAAGGUGCUUGAGGUCAUUUCAUGCUACUGAAAAUGAUGGCUCAGAAUCUGCAUGUGUGACUCUUGGAUAUUCUACGGAUCGCAUAAAAGCAAUGCCAAUUUUUUUAUGUGGAAAUUGUCAACACAAACAGCAUCAGUGCUUUGUUUGUGGCAAGUUAGGCUCAUCUGCUAAAUCAGCUGGUGCAGAGGUAUUUCCAUGCAUUUCAGCCACCUGUGGUUAUUUCUACCACCCACGUUGUGUUGCACAGCUUCUCCAUCAUUUUAAUGCAGAUGAAGCAGAAAAGCUUGAGAAGAAGAUUGCUUCUGGGAAAUCAUUCACCUGUCCUAUUCACAAGUGUCAUAUCUGCAAACAGGGAGAGGACAAGAAUGACUUUGAUUUGCAAUUUGCUGUGUGCAGACGUUGCCCCAAAUCCUAUCAUAGAACAUGCAUGCCCAGGGAGAUCACUUUUGAGAGUCAGGGAGGAUUGAUGCCGAGGGCAUGGGACAAUCUUAUUCCAAAACGAAUUUUGAUAUAUUGCUUAGAUCAUGAAAUUGAUGAAGUACUUGGAACUCCAAUGAGAAAUCACUUAAAAAUUCCAGGUGCAUGGCAAAAUAAGAAAAAAUAUGCAUCAGAGAAACUCUGGAGGAUAGAUAGAAUUGUUUCAAAGGAUAGUACUAGUAGUUUGGCAAAAGUUCACAAGCAAACUGGGAGAUCAUUAGCUAUUUCAAAUGGAAAGAAAGUUGUUAAUUCAUCUAAAAUUCCUCAGAAGAUCACUACUUCGCCUACAGUGAAUAUAGCCUCUAGGAAUGGCCAUGGGCUUUCUUUGGGAGAUCAACUGCAUGCAUUGUAUACCAAGAGUUAUAAGGGUGUUAGAAUCGGGAAGGAGGAAAUGCCAGAUCGCAAAGGUAAAAAUACCAUGUCAAAUGAGCUUCAUACAAAGGUAAGGAGCGAUGACUACGAGUUAUCUCUUGAUGCUGAUUCUCAAAGGAGAAUACUAGACUUAGUCACAGAAGCUUCUUCUAUGAUAACAAUGAAAGACAUCAUAGAGAACAGCAAGCUGCCUAUAACACAUGCAAACUCAUCAAAGAAUUAUAUUGAUAAGUAUAUUACACUGGGUAAAGUGGAGGGAUCCAUUGAGGCUAUUCGCGAAGCUUUACAUAAGAUAAAUGGUGGCUGGGACGUUAAAGAUGCGAAAGCUGUUUGUGAGCCUCAACUUCUGCAUCAGAUUGAGAAAUGGAAGACCAAGCUAAGAGUGUACCUUUCUCCAUUUCUUUAUGGUAUGCGAUAUACUUCUUAUGGACGUCAUUUUACCAAGGCAGAGAAACUGAAAGAGAUUGUUAAUAUUGUUCAUUGCUAUGUACAAGAAGGUGAUAUGAUUGUAGAUUUCUGCUGUGGUGCCAAUGAAUUUAGCUGUUUUAUGAAGAGCAAAAUGGAUGAAACUGGAAAAAAGUGCUUCUACAAAAAUUAUGAUUUAAUACAAGCUAAGAAUGAUUUUAACUUUGAGAAGAGAGAUUGGAUGGGUGUCCGUCCAAAAGAAUUGCUAGAAGGAUCUAAGUUGAUCAUGGGGUUGAAUCCACCUUUUGGAGUCAAUGCAGCUCUGGCAAACAAGUUCAUUAAUAAGGCUCUUGAGUUUAGACCUAAGCUUCUUAUUCUUAUUGUUCCACAAGAGACAGAAAGGUUGGACAGAAAAUGUACUCCUUAUGACUUGGUUUGGGAGGAUGUCAAGUUUCUUGCUGGAAAGUCCUUUUAUUUACCUGGAUCUAUGGAUGUAAAUGACAACCAAUUGGAAGACUGGAACCACAUUCCGCCACCAUUGUAUCUUUGGAGUCGCCAGGAUUGGACAGCUACACAUAGGAAGAUAGCUGAACAGCAUGGGCACGUAGAUCAAAUCCAACGCAAAACUAAUGAAGGGCAGUGUAUUGGAAAUUCGAAGAAAAAGAAGAAUAUGAGAUAUGAAGGAAGUGUUGGGGUACAACCUGUGAAUCAAUUGUUAGGAAAGAGGAAGAGGGAAAAUCAAUAUGUUGAUCCAUUCUCAGAUGAAGAGAUGAGACACAUAAGAGAAAUGAUUGAAGGAGAAAUUGUAGAAUCAAUGGAUGUAGAUGAAAUGCUUAAAGAUGAUCAGAACCUGCAUUAUUCAUCAAAACCAUUAGGAGUGAAGAAGGAUAGUUAUAAAGAGGAGUCAUCAUGCAGCUUAAUGGACAAUUUGUAUGGACAUAUGGGGGAAGGUUCAACCUUGAAAAUGAAUUCUGAUAAGUUCUUAUAUGUCGGGCAACUAAACAGCAGUGGCGGCAGCAGCAGCAGCAGUUACUUGGCAGGGACUGUUCCUGAAUUUGAACCUCUUCCUCCUCCUUCUCCUCCUUUUCUUCCACCUCCUCCUCCUCUUCCUUUUCCUCUUCCUCCUCCUCCUCCUCCCCCUCUUCCUUUUCCUCCUUCUUCUUCAUACCUGCAUGAUUUCAAUCAUUUGAAUUCUUAUGAUAUGAUGCAACAAAAUGCCAACUCACGUUUCGAGAUGAUCAUGAGAUACUCGAUGCCCCAGUUUCCUCCUCCGCAUCCAAGUGCCUUUCCAACCAGACCUGGUCAGUAUCAUCCCUUUUACCAUACCAGUAAUAGUUUCACUCCUACUCCACCACCACCUCUUCCUUAUGAAGAAAUUCUAAACUCUUGCAAUGUUAGCUUUGAUGAUCCUCCUCCUCCGGGUGUUUCUUCUGGAUCUAAUCCUUACUUUAACAAGUAUAACACAGGCGGCUGGAGGGGUUAA
Molecule: messenger RNA, 3724 nt
Organism: Impatiens glandulifera
Lineage: Eukaryota; Viridiplantae; Streptophyta; Magnoliopsida; Ericales; Balsaminaceae
Product: protein ENHANCED DOWNY MILDEW 2-like
Exons: 19
Coding region: 272-3724 (1150 amino acids)
Source: RefSeq, a predicted model, not a curated record